Molecule: messenger RNA, 2125 nt
Organism: Carassius auratus (goldfish)
Lineage: Eukaryota; Metazoa; Chordata; Actinopteri; Cypriniformes; Cyprinidae
Exons: 7
Coding region: 148-1242 (364 amino acids)
Source: RefSeq, a predicted model, not a curated record
UGGGUCCUGGAGCAGCAGCAGUCGCUUUUUAUUCAGCAUGAGAUGUUGUUGUGAAUGGACGUUGCUAGAGUGCUUUAUAUAAAUACGUUUUCAUUACUUUCGUUAAACUGAUAACAGUGUGCGAAUGGGUAAAACUCCUCGAGCAGGAUGUCCUCGAGUGAAGAUGGUUCGAUCUCUGCACGCAGCUCAUGGCAGUGCUCAUCACAGAAACAGCUGUCUGAUGUUCUCACAGCAACACAAGACAACAGUCCAAACGAUGACUGCACGUCUGAACACGACAGGUGUGAGCCUAUGUGUCUGGAGAGAGCAGAGGAGGGCUCUCCAUGUGUGGUCAGACUUCUGUGCUCACCUCACUCUGCGUCUGUGAUCAGACGUCUUCAGGUUGUCAGUGAAGCCCGCACUAUUGAAGUGUACUCUCUGUCUGGAGAAUACUGUGGCACCUGCCGUGGAGAGGAAGUUCAAAAAUCACACACUGAUUGCUCUGAAGAUAAGAGGCAUUUCUACAAGAAUCAUCUUUUGCUAGAAAAGCCUGUUGCAUCCUGUGAGGUGAAGCUGCUCUCUCUCGGUGGCCGCUCGUCUGUGGCUAUCGCCCAUGUCGGUGUGGGACUGGAGACAUCCAAGGACAGACAAGGUGGGCCGAGUGUAGACCCAGGCAUAGACCUGCAGCGUGUGCAGACUAUGAUGGAGGAGAUGGGCACCACCCUUUCACCAGGAGCACAGAACCUCAUGGAGCUGGUGCAGUGCCAGCAAAAGAAUAAAUCAGACAUGCUCAGUGGAUUCAUUCCUCUGCUCAUGGGGGGAGGGGCUUUGAGCUGUCUGUCAAGAGGAGGUGGGGCUUCCAGUUCUGCAGGAGUGGAGUCAGGCCCAAAUCCACCAUCUGGCCUCGUGCAGCUUCUGUCUAGCAGCAAUCAUAACCAGAUACCCAGUGCCAUGUCUGCCCUGCUGAGCACCGACACAGGCACGAUCAACCCAGACCUGCUUCCAAUGCUGCAGAGCGUAUGCGGUCAGGUCACGCAGCUCCGACUGGAGGAAGCCACAUCUCCAGAGAGGAAGAAGAAUGGAGAAUGGGAGGGUCAUAUAUGCUGUGGAGGGUUUGAGAAGAUUCUGGAGACCAUUGUAGAGAAGCGAAUGGAUGAGAUGGAGAGAAGAUUAAAGGAACAUCUGGAUUUGCGUCUGGAUGCUCUUCAGCAGAGACUGGAGAUCACACUUCAGCAGGCGCUCUCUCAUAAGCAGCACCAGUAAACAACAUCCACCAACACACAGGACUAACCUGAACACUUUUAGCAAGAUCUCCUCUCUGAGCUUUACUUCACUGACAACUGUAUUAUUCUGUAUAGUUACAUCUAAUUCAUGUCAUCCAUCCCUUUAUAAGAAAAAAUGGUUCUAAUAUUUUUGUUUUGCCAGCAAUCUCUUCUGCUUUGUAUGGAAGUGUUUUACAGUUUCUAGAGACUGUACUGACUUGGUUUAUGUGGUAAUUAACAGCUUGACAAGUCUGUUCACUUACAGUAUCAGAUGAGCUUCACAAAUCACCACUACUUGUGAAACUGUUCUUAAUAAUUUAAUAAAUUAUUUAAUCUGAAAGAUACUACAGACAACGGAUGUAAUGACAGUGUGAAGUAUUUUUCAUUGUUAACUGAAUUUGUGUUAAUGAUGUUCAUAUGUUUACUCUUCAUACUGGAGAACUAAGGACAAAAAAAAGAAAACAAUAUUAAAAUAAUGUUUAUACUAAAGAAUAAUAUGUAUCCAGUGAACUUGUCAUGUUUUUAUCCUAUCAAAUCUUGGUAUAUCACGUUGUGUGAUUUAUUGAAAGACUCUCCUCGCCCUAUAUGUUUUAACAUGAACAUACUGUGGUAAAAUGGCUUCCUGUUCUUGGCUGUGACAAUACAGUUUACUCAGGAUUUUAUCUCCUGGCAUGACUGUUUGAUAAUGGAAAACAUGGUAACUUUUGCUCAAUAUUCAAACAAGAUUAUAAAAAGGGACAUAAUUUCCAUAAAAUAUUCAAAGGACAAAGACCCAUGACUGGCGGAUCAAUGUGCUGUUUGUUUUCUCUCCAGUACAAUACAGUAGGAAGAAUCAUUUGUGUAAUGUCAUUUUAAAUAAACAGAAUGAGUGUGUGUGUAUAUAA